This is a messenger RNA of Penicillium digitatum Pd1, 1140 nucleotides long. Its product is annotated as Qc-SNARE protein. The record is from RefSeq and is a predicted model, not a curated record. NCBI's taxonomy places the organism in Eukaryota, Fungi, Ascomycota, Eurotiomycetes, Eurotiales, Aspergillaceae. Gene Ontology annotation, molecular function: phosphatidylinositol binding.
AUGGCUCCAACCGUUGAGAUAGCGAUCCCGAAUACCACCCUCUCAAACACAUCCCCGCCAUACGCUCUCUACCACAUCACCCUCCGCCUCCCGCUCCGCUCCUUCACGGUCCCCAAACGGUACUCGGACUUUGCAACUUUCCACAACACCCUUAUCUCCCAAACGAAUGCCCUUCCACCAGCUCCCUUGCCUUCAAAAAACUGGUUUUCGAAAACAGCCUCGAAUGAUCGAUUACGUGAAGACCGCCGCCGCGGUCUAGAGGAGUACCUUCGCGCAAUCAACGAGUCCGAAGAUGGGCGCUGGCGCACCUCGCCCGCGUGGCGUGCAUUCCUUAACCUCCCCACCGCAGUCACAUCAGCGGGCACCCGAGAUAUAAACACUUCCGCCCGACUCCACGCCGCAAUCACAGAUCCAGCUGCUACAAACGCACCGAUCACAGACCCGACGCUAUGGCUCGACUACUACCGCGACAUGAAAAACCACCUCCAUGAUGCACGACUACAACUAUCUCGCAGAGACCAGGAGACGACUCCACAGAAGCAACACGAGAGCUCUGCACAGGCGAAGGGCAGUCUUACCCGUGCGGGAACAAUGAUCACCACUCUAGACGAUGGACUGAAAAAUCUAGGACGCGGAGAGCAGAGCUCCCAGUCACAGUCAUCGUCCAUUCUCGGUGAAGGCGAGAUCCGCCGAAGAAAAGAUCUGCUUAUCAAUGCGCGCAAGGAAAAAGACGGUCUGGAGGAUCUCUUGCAUGCCAUGGCAACUAAGAGCCGGCUUAAUCAUACUGUCGCAUCCGUCCAAGAUAAAGGGGCUUUAAUCAAUGCUGGGAACGCCGCUGGAGAUGUGUCUAGUGGUCGCAAGACUCCGGCACGGGCUGGCAGGGUCCUCGGCAAAGAGACGGAGCGGACUCGAGAACUUGACAACGAGGGUGUGCUGCAGUUGCAGAGGCAAAUGAUGCAAAGUCAGGAUGAUAAUGUGGAUGAGUUGAGGAAGAUCAUUUUCCGGCAGAGGGAACUCGGCACGCAGAUUAAUGACGAGCUUGAGGUGCAGAGUGAUCUACUGCGGUUAGCGGAUGAGGAAGCUGACAUAUUGAAAUCCAAGAUUGAUGUUGGAAGGAAGAGGAUCGAAAAGAUCUCUUGA